Chilo suppressalis (striped riceborer) is the source of this 3819-nucleotide messenger RNA. The record is from the annotation of a GenBank genome assembly. NCBI's taxonomy places the organism in Eukaryota, Metazoa, Arthropoda, Insecta, Lepidoptera, Crambidae.
UGACAGACGGCUGUUCUAGUACUUUUGGACAAUGAAAACUACUUAAUUUUAAUGGCUGGAUUCGCUGGUGAUUCUGUGAAAAGUGCUUUUGUACGAACGAAUUACUUAAUAUAAUUAUUUGCUAUUUCAUUUCAUUACAUUAGAUGAGUUACUAUAGUGCCGAUUUGUUAUUACAGUCAAGAGUGUUGUGUUUUUAUGCAAGGAAACCCACUACGAACGUCACGUUGUUUUUGAGAAGCAGCACAUCUACCAACAAGACUGAACAGUGUCUUAUUACAGAAGAGAGAUAGACCGAGCUAAACCAGGCGUUGAAAAGGGACGACAACACGUUCCUACUUGCGCCUUCGUAAAUUACAUUGAUGGAAAUAUUUGUCAGCGUCAAUUGGAUGAUACUGAGAAAGAUAACUUGUACGAAACGCAAGGGCUACUGAGAGUGGCCGAUUUUGUGCAGUUUCCGGCCGUCACGGUGAAUGGAGCCAUAGCAUCACGCCCAAGGGUAGACACGCAGCGUGCGACUCGGAGACCUCAUGGAGAUCUACACCUGCCAACCAACGUAUCUGAUAGGCAGCCGGUUCACCAGCAAGCAGACAUUGGGCCUGUGCCCUCGCAUACAGUACCAUCUCAGUAGAUCCAGCAGCAACAUGCUCUUACGCAUCGAGAACGAACUAUUGCAGAGCCAUCGACAAAGAGAAACCACUGGAAUAAAGAAGUUGUACAACUCAUUCUUUGUCCUCUUCUAACCUGCUUUUGAAGAGGUCGCUUCAUCAUUCAUCUCGCUCAUUCAUUUCAUUCAGUGUCGUGUUUGGGGGCGGUGCCCCUGUGAUGGAGUCCAGACAAGAGUUAAGCAUGCAUGACCCACGUAAAGAGGACUAUUCUUGGGAGUCUACAGUGCGAUUGACUAUGGUGGGGAGGGAGGAGGAAAUGGGGAUGUAUAUGGAAGAGAGGGAGGGCAAGAAGAGGAAGUGGCAAGAGGGGAAGAUGAUGCGCAGGGAAGAUUGUGAGGAGAAAGAGCAGAGGAAGAUGCCGCCGAAGAAGAUUAUGGCAGCAUUGGGUGACAUAGCUGGUAGUGGCACAAGUUCCUCCUCAUCGCAUAUGUCCCCAGGAUGGCAGGUCAACGACCUGGAUCUGGACUUGACCGGAGAGCUGAGCAUGAACGAUGCAUUGCUGUCGCUGCCGUCCCUGGCUGUGUUCAAGCAGGAGGCUCCGUCUCCCACUGGCGCGGUGCUGUCGCCACACAGACGCGCCUGGCCGCGCCGCAUCGACGAACGUCAGGUGACAAGCAUGGUGGUGGACUCCAGGGAACCGAUGGACGAGAGUGGAUGCCACCAGUCUCCGCAGCAUAACGGCAAUAUGAUGCCACAACAUGCUAGCCCUGAGAAUAUGCAAUGUCAGCCGAUGUCGGGGGGUGCUCUUAUGCCAACCAAUGGAUACCACUCGCCUACUCCACAGGAGACGAAGAACGCUGGUUUGUUGAUGUGCUCGCCAACUAGUUCAUUAGACGGGUUCCUGCAUUCACCAGCUCCGAGACCUGAGCCAAGCUUCAAGGAUGACACCAGAUUCCAAUACGUGUUAGCAGCGGCCACUUCAAUAGCCACAAAACAGAACGAAGAGACACUCACUUAUCUGAACCAGGGACAGCCAUACGAGAUUAAAUUAAAGAAGCUGGGCGACUUGUCGCAUUAUAAAGGGAAGCUUUUAAAGAGUGUGAUCAAGAUUUGCUUCCACGAGCGUCGACUUCAAUAUAUGGAGCGGGAACAAAUAGCUCAGUGGCACGCGGAGAGGCCCGGCGACAGGAUCAUAGAGUUGGAUGUCCCGUUGUCUUACGGUGUCACGAGAGUGGAGCAGCCUUCGUCUUUAAACGCAUUGAAUGUCUACUGGGACCCAACUAAAGAUGUCGGCGUUUAUAUCAAGGUGAACUGCAUAUCCACGGAGUUUACGGCCAAGAAGCAUGGCGGGGAGAAAGGUGUCCCUUUCCGCAUACAAGUGGAGACGUAUCUCGCUACCGAAGAGGAUAACAGGCUUCACGCUGCUGCUUGCCAGAUUAAGGUUUUCAAGCUGAAAGGUGCUGACCGGAAACACAAGCAGGAUCGUGAGAAGGUUAUGAGGAGACCAAGACCUCAUCUGGACCAUUACCAGCCUGGAUGUGAUGCUACUGUGCUUACUACGCUGUCCAAUGACGCGCUGAUGCCACCACCAUCACUGGUAGCCGCUUCGCCACCGUAUUCGCCGCAAUUAUGUGUCGCUCCGAAGACCGACAGCAGUCCAGUUGUGGUCCACAAACCAAUUCUGCCACAACCUGCUCUUCUCACAUCCACCAAUCAGAUGAAGCCACUUUACUGUCCAGAUGCACCGGAUAUGAAAGUAAACUCGCCGCCGUGCCAUUCGCCCGGCGCCAUCUUGCCUGAUCUGCCACAACCUGCCGAAGAACCGGAUAAGAACUAUGGGUUGUCCAAAGAGGCGUGCGCAAGCGAAACGCAAGCGUGGCUCUCUCGUCACCGUUUCACUCAGCACGCGGCCACAUUCGCCAACUUCUCGGGUGCUGAUCUACUCAGAUUGUCUCGGGACGACAUAAUCCAGAUAUGCGGAUUGGCCGAUGGGAUACGUUUAUUCAACGCUUUGCAUUCAAAACGCAUAGAGCCCCGACUCACCAUAUAUGUUUGUCCGGCUACCAGUGACAUAUACAGCGUGCUAUAUCUACACGCUUGCCGUGCAAGAGAGUUGCUACAUAAGCUGCACAAGCUGCUGGACAACUGUGGAAAGGAUUGCGAAACAGUGCUGGUCUCCGGACCAAACGGUGCCAGGGUUCGUUUAACUGACGAACUGGUACGACAUCUACCGGACAAUUCUACUUACAGAUUAGAACGUAUAGAGGAAGCCAACGCUUUACUGUUGAGCGCUACUAGUAAUUGAAUGCGAAAUUGUCGUUAAAUCUACCUGAAAUUGUUAUUGAACCGACCUGAAAUUGUUUUUGAAACGACCUUAAAUUGUUGUGUAAUGACCUUAAAUUGUUAUGGAAAUGACCUGAAAUUGUUAUUGAAACGACCUGAAAUUGUUAUUGUAUUCAUCAGACAUUCAUAACAUUUCCCCCACCGGGAUUCCAACCCGGGAGACCUCACGAGUAGGCGACACCUUGAAACCCGGCGUAUACACCACUCGGCCCCGAAGGUCGUGAAUUAUCUGUUAAUUAUCCUCUUCUUUGAUUUGCUCUGACUAUAAAAAAAAUCGUAUCAUAGAAUGCGUGUCAGAUUUCGUAUUCUAAUACAAAAAAAAUGGAGAAAAUACUGAUGACUUGGCUUUAAGGAUUAAUGCAUCCUUUGCCUCCCCAGUAUGAGAUUCUUUGUUUUUCGGAAUGAAAAAAGAAAUGUUUUAAAAACCUGUUCUAGUCUUCCUUAUAUUAUGAAUAAUACUCAACUUUGAAGAAUUUAAUUGCAUCAUUCACAUUAUGUUGUAAACUUAAAUAUGUGAAAUACUGAUGUUUUUGAAUGACAAGGAAUUGACUUUUUAUAUGAUUUUUUUUUGACAUCCCGUCGUGUCUUUGGUCCUUAUCUUACUACGAACUCUCGACUCCAUAGCGACUGUUGAAAGUGAGUUUUUAUCGAGAUUGAAGUAUUAUUGGUAAUGAUCAUGGAAAAGAUUAUUGGAAAAAGGGAAAAUGGUGUUGAAAUUGACAUGAUUCUUCUAAACCUAAACUUAAAUUUGACAACAGUCUAACCUUGAAAUCAGAAAUCAAUAUAUCUUUAUUCAUAUUGGAUGUAUAGUACAACUAUUUUAAAUUGUCCCAAAAAAUUUUUCCCCUACCACUCCUUAGAUGAUUUAUCU